UUGUUAUUUUGAGGCACAGACGUAAAACAAUUUUUGACGAAGGAAAUACUCGACCAAGAUGUCAUCACCAAGUCCAGGAAAACGAAGAAUGGACACAGAUGUUGUUAAACUGAUUGAAAGUAAACAUGAAGUCACUAUUCUUGGAGGACUGAAUGAAUUCAUCGUGAAAUUCUAUGGACCCCAGAGCACUCCGUAUGAAGGAGGGGUUUGGAAAGUACGAGUGGACUUGCCAGAGAAAUACCCUUUCAAGUCACCUUCCAUAGGUUUCAUGAAUAGGAUCUUCCACCCCAACAUUGAUGAAGUUUCAGGCACAGUGUGUUUAGAUGUCAUUAACCAAGCUUGGACAGCUCUAUAUGAUCUGUCAAACAUCUUUGAGUCUUUCUUGCCCCAGCUUCUUACCUAUCCCAACCCCAUAGAUCCACUGAAUGGUGAUGCUGCUGGCAUGUACCUACACAAACCAGAUGACUACAAAAAGAAAGUACAAGGUAAUGUAUUCAUACUGUAUUGA
Molecule: messenger RNA, 508 nt
Organism: Ylistrum balloti
Lineage: Eukaryota; Metazoa; Mollusca; Bivalvia; Pectinida; Pectinidae
Product: ubiquitin-conjugating enzyme E2 H
Exons: 6
Coding region: 59-508 (149 amino acids)
Biological process (GO): protein polyubiquitination; ubiquitin-dependent protein catabolic process
Cellular component (GO): nucleus
Molecular function (GO): ubiquitin conjugating enzyme activity
Source: RefSeq, a predicted model, not a curated record